AAACUUCAACCAACACCCACCAAAUAAUAACUCAUUAGUCUAAGCUUCUCAGAAUUUGUUUGGUAACGUUCUUGCAUUUAAAUUAUUACAUUUUCACGUCCAUUUUGGCACUCCCACGUGUCGCUACAGCUGGUGGGCAACUGGGCGUACCGUUUUUAUUUGAUCAAUGCCAUCAAGCCACAAGCUACUUACAUCAAUGACAAUUACUAUCUCCACAGGUCCAACUUGAUUGGCCAAAGAGAUUCCAAAUAGGUGUAUGAUUGUCUAAUCAUUCCAUAACCAUAAAAGGAAACAGGCAAGCUGUGAGGUGAAGAAAAGUGAUGUGAAUAAGGUAGAAGAAUAGAGGUGUUCUUCAAGCUCUGAUGGAAUAAUUCAUCACUUCACAAGUUAUCUUUUUUCAUUUGAGAUCUUUCAAUAUUGUAUGGACAAGUUCAAACAAAAAUCGCCAGAGUUGCAAUUUGAUCGACACGACACGAAGAGAAAUCUAAUGAGGUCUAUUGUUCAUUCUACUUACAUGGUAGCUCAAACAGAAUCAGAAAGAACUUUUUCCAUUAGCUUCUGAAGAGGGCUUCUCCAUUACCCCAGAAAUGUUGUCACGCAUCAGGUCCAAGACUCGGAAGAAGAGAACAAUUAUCUUUGGCCUAAAAUCUGACAAUGGAAGCAGAGAUAUUCUUCUUUGGUUGCUUACGACCAUCAUCAAUCCGGGAGAUAACGUUCUGGCUGUUCAUGUUCGGGAGCCAAAUGAUAGUUUCAAUCCAAAUAGUUUCCACAUCCAUGAAGAUAUUUGCAAAUCCAAGCAGGUUGAUCUACAGGUUAAGGUAUCUGAAGCCGAUUCUUAUAUUUCGAACUUAACCCGUCAAGUACGAGAGAACUAUGCUACUAUUUUGGUACUAGGAUGUAGCCUUUCAAGACCUGAUUACUCGGUUUUCAGUUCCUGCCUGAAAGGCUUGCCCCCCACUUGCACUCUUAUGGUUAUGGAUAAUCUAGGCAGAAUUCUACUUCAAAAGCAGGGAACUUCUCAACAAGGUUCUGAAAAAGCGCUUUUACAAUCUUCUCAAUCCUCAGUUUCCAAGUAUGCUGCAGGUUAUCAACAAGCUAAUUCCUGUCACCUACAGAAGUCUUUGACCCUACCCUCUUCUUUACCUUCAUCAUCACGACAAGCAAGUGAAAAACAAGAAAUCUCCCUAGCCAACAAGAAAGCACGGCCAUUUCCCGGCUUUGCAUCCAGUGAACCGUUUCCUAGAUUAGCACUGCAGGAUUCAAGAGGUACCAGCAGGGAGUUUACAUCGGAGCAGCUCAACCGUGCAACUAACAAUUUCAAUCCUGUAAUGGUGAUUGGUGAAGGUGGACAUAGCAAAGUGUAUAGAGCCAACCUUGAAGAUGGGCAAGCAGCAGCAGUGAAAGUUCUGAGCUCACAUUCUUCAUCGCACGAUCUUGUCCAGGAAGUCGAAAUCUUUUCUGAAAUAAAACAUGAGAACAUAGUCCAGAUUAUUGGGUUUUGUAAUGAUAGAAACAUGAAGGCAAUUGUAUACAGUCUUCUAAAAGGAAGCCUAAAGCAGUACUUAAGAAAACGGAAGUGGAGGGAGAGGGUGGGGAUUGCAAUUGGGGUAGCAAAAGCACUAACCUACCUUCAUCAUUCUUGCAACCCUCCAAUCAUACACAGAGAUGUAAAAUCAUCCAACAUCCUCCUCUUUGACAACUUCCAACCACAAUUAGCAGAUUUUGGAGAGGCAACAGUGCUCAGACAGUCUCAAAACGCAGAAUCCAACAUAAAUCCAUAUAACGUUGUUGGGACAUUUGGAUACUUGGCCCCAGAAUACAUCAUGUAUGGAAAAGUUGAUGAGAAGAUAGAUGUCUACUCCUAUGGGGUUGUACUUCUAGAACUCAUCACAGGCAAGGAGGCAAUUCAAACAGAUCAGAACAGUCAUGGAAGCUUAGUACUUCGGGCAAGGUCCCUACUCGGCUUCGGCCUAGGAGAUCGCCUAAUCGAUCCCAAUCUGAAGGGCAACUACAACAAGGUAGAAAUGCGAGCAAUGAUGAUGGCCGCACGCCUCUGCCUGCUGUAUUCAUCUUCCAGGCGCCCAAUAAUGGAAACUAUACUGAAGCUGUUGGAAGAACCGGAGUACCUGUUUAAGAUGCAAGAGGCAAGAGAUGAGCUCUUUAAUGGCGGAAGUACCGAAGAAGAGACAUAUUUAUGGAGAUAUGAUGAACCAGACGGUGAAGAAAGCACUCUAACGGAAGCUCUUUAAUGGUGGAAGUACUGAAGCAUUCUCUCUUUCCUUUCGAUUUAUCUUCUACUUUGUAUUUUUUUAAUAAGCCUCCGAUCACUUACCGUUGAACUUUGUUCAUGCCGUGGGCUCCUAUUUUGUAUCGUA
Momordica charantia (bitter melon) is the source of this 2375-nucleotide messenger RNA. Its product is annotated as putative serine/threonine-protein kinase PBL21. Gene Ontology annotation, molecular function: protein kinase activity; ATP binding. Gene Ontology annotation, biological process: protein phosphorylation. Lineage: Eukaryota; Viridiplantae; Streptophyta; Magnoliopsida; Cucurbitales; Cucurbitaceae. The record is from RefSeq and is a predicted model, not a curated record.